UCCUAAAAUUUGUAUAUUUUGAUUUCUUCUGAAAAUCUUUGAAAAAUCUUCUAAAUUUUUAUCAUUUGUUUUCUUCUGUAAAUCUUUCUGUUUUUGUUUCUCAUACCUUCAAUGGAAUCCGUUCAUGGUCUCAAACAGUCCACUAAAAAUCAACGAAUUCUUGUUUCUCCUGGUUCUGAUUCGUCUUGGGAAGGUUACGACGAAGUUAGAUCCAAACAUCGUAACGAUCCAACAGUGAUGAAUAAGCUACGUGAGAAAUUGAAGUCGAAAGCUACAGUUAAACAUGCACCCAAAGAAAUAGACAACAAGAUUGAAGGGGUUACAACACGCCCUAAUCUCCCAAAGGGAAUGAAAUACGUCAUCAAGAAGAUCCCAUCCCACCCAUUGAGAUUCGGAACGGCAUAUAGGGCUAAUUUUCUUGAUGAUUUUGAAUCAUCAAUAGGUGGAGAUAUUGUUGUCAGAACGCCAUGGAUGGUUAUGUUAGCGAUAACGACGAUCCAAAAAAAACUAGGAGAGACAUAUCUCCAAACCAAGGAGAACUGA
Molecule: messenger RNA, 543 nt
Organism: Solanum dulcamara
Lineage: Eukaryota; Viridiplantae; Streptophyta; Magnoliopsida; Solanales; Solanaceae
Exons: 2
Coding region: 112-543 (143 amino acids)
Source: RefSeq, a predicted model, not a curated record